Messenger RNA from Oldenlandia corymbosa var. corymbosa, 3654 nucleotides. NCBI's taxonomy places the organism in Eukaryota, Viridiplantae, Streptophyta, Magnoliopsida, Gentianales, Rubiaceae. The record is from the annotation of a GenBank genome assembly.
GAAGAAACGACGUCGUUUGAUUCGGGGUUUUCCUUUUUUAAACCCCGACUGCAAAAACGACGUCAUUUGGGAUCAGGGGGUUUAAAUGAGUGCUGCUGGAACACUCUCUCCCUCCCUGCACUCCCGGUUGUCUCCCUUAGGCCUUUGAAUGAGAACAAGUUCCGGUGCCAAAGGGAAGCAAAGUCACCUCCUCUACUACGGGAUCUUGUGGAGCUUCCGUUUUGAUCUUCUCUCUCCCGUUUCCAGUUGGCUUCAAUCGUGGAUUAAUCAUUCAAUUGCGAUGGCUUGCUGACGGAGGAGGUUGGCAUGGAGCUGGCCGCGGCGGAGGAUGGGGCGGAUAUUCAUGGUAGAUCUAGAAGGCCGAACGUACGGCUGCAAGUUUCGCAAAACCCACCUGGCCGUUGCUGAUGGUCUUGUCUCUAGGGUACUAUCUCUGGCUAAUCUUAAUUUCCCUUUUGCUUCUAGAACUAGGUUUUGUUUUUCACGCGCGAUAAAGUUGAUUUUUGUGUUCCAUACAGCAAAUACAAGCUAAUUUGUUUUUAGCUCUGAGUACUCUUUUGAAGUAAUUUUAAUUGAAGAGCCUGUUGCAUUGUGUUUUUUCAUUUGGUGGGUGUUUUGAUGUUUGAUGUUUUCUCCCCAGAUGUUUUCAGUUUUGAUAGAAAAAAAAGUAACUUCUUUUGACUAACAAGUUCAAAGUUGAGAACAUUUUGUUGUUCUUGCUAAUUUUCCCUUUUGAAAUUUUUGUUCAGACUGAGGUUUGUUAUAAGGGGUUUUAGCUUAUCUUAGGUUCAGGAAUCAGGAGGUACCUAAAGAAUGGGAGAAGGGUCUUUGGUUUUUUUUUUUUUUUUUUUUCGUUUUGCAUUUCUAAUGAAACUGCAAAUCUGAAGAUCCCCUUAUGGUAAUUAACCAAUUGAUGACUUUUCUUGAAGCAGUACUCUUCAUUAAUCAAUUCUAGAUUAUAGCUCUCAAGAGCUUUUUAUUUUCUUUUAAAAAUGAACUGGUAGUUUUAUAAAUUCUCUCUUGAUGAUCAUUUCAAUAGAAUUUGAUAAACACUAGAAGUAGUCCAUGCAAAAGUUCUGCUAGGAAAUCCCCUGUUAAGGCUGACACUGAUGUGCCCACAACAACAAUGGAUGGUUCCUAUGAUUCUAAAAAGUUAAGGUUAAAGGACAAUAAAGCUGAAACCAACGAUUCAAGCAAACUGGAAAUGCUGAGGGAACACCAGGAUUUAAUACAGCAGUUGAAGUUGGAACUCGGAAAAGUAGAGCUACGGGUCUAUCCACUAUCUUAGAGGAAUAUGAGGAUUUGCCCAGGAUUUCUGAUGAGCUGAAACCAUGGAAGAUUGAUGAAAGGUUCCAUCGUAAAGAAUGCAACAGUGAACUUCACAAAUUCUACAAGAGUUACAGAGAAACGAUGAAGAAAUUUGACAUCUUCAAUUACAAAAGAUGUAUUUAGUAGGCCAGUUUUCAUAUUCACUUCAAUGACGGUACAAAUUAUUAUGGUCACAAUUGAGUUUUUUUGGCAUUCAUUUCUCCUCCUUUUGGUUGGGUCCUCUGUCAUAGUUGCCCAUUAUUAUUAUCAUCAUAAAACCACUGGUCUAAGCCAAUGAGUGACUUAUGGACAUUAAAAACCAACGUAAUGAGGAGCUAUUGUUAUUCAUAAUUACAAUUGCGACCUACAAAAUCUGGUUUCGUGGGUCUGCCUAACAACACAAAAACAUAAGAGUCUUGCUCAACUUAAUGCAUUUUAGUGAUGAGAGCUCACUGACAGAGAAGGCUAAUGAUUGUCUGUUUUGUGCUUUAUAGUUUCAUUGAUUUAAUACAUGGCUACUAAAACACUUGUUUCAUCAUAGUAGUAGUAGUUGUCUACAGUUGAAAAGUUACAAUUUAUGUUUACUAUGCAACCACCAGUUGAAGAAACAGGCAAUCAACAUCUCACUUUUGCAUGAGUUUCCUUGAAAUGCAGGAGAAGAAGCCAAAAGACAUAGAAGUGGAAAUUGCAUACAGAGGAAAUUUUGACAGUGUCAGAAAGAUGAUGUGGAUCAAGUGCUUUGCUUCUUCUCACAAGUAGAUAUGAAGUAGACCUCCACUGAUGUUGAAGUCCAACGUAGCUGAGCUUCAAGCAAAGAAAGAAGCUGGCUUUUCGCAGUACAAGCUGAGCUUGGUGAAAUAAUCAGAACUGGUGUCGCAAGUUUUGCAUAUCCAGGAGGAUUCCCAAGGACUUGCUGAACAAGCAAGCCCAGCUGAAGCUGAUGCUCAAUCUCUGAAGAAAAACUUGGCUUAUUGGAGCAGCAAAUGAGGCUAACCAUCAUGCUCAGAGGCUUUCUCUAUCUCUAUCAAACUGCACCAUAGUUUUGCCUGUUGUCGAAAGGCAAACAACACUGAAUUCAACUCUAAUCAUUGACAAUACAGGCGAUAGUUACUCUUUUGGUGGAAUUAUUUUUCCUUCAUCUUCACCAUCAACAAUUCCAAAAAUAUGAGGCCUGCCCAAUUGCUUCUGGAUGAAGUAGUCAAGGUGGGAAUCAAGGCCAUUGAUUUUAGCAAUGAGAAAUACGGCAGAGAUUAUCACGCAGCAGCAGAAGAGGUUACUUAAACUUCGAUCCGAAUUGAACAUGGAGUUGUUUAACAUUGAGUUCUUCACCGUUAAAUGAGAAUUGCCUGCUAAGAUAUUAAAGCUCAUUGCAUUAUUAGAGGAGGGGAAAACAAGUUAUGAGCAAUACUACAAUCAUCUAUGCACAUCCUGGUUUUGGUUCAUGUCAGGCUAAGGAGCUUUCAGAUCACCUCGAAAGUGUUCUUGCUAAAUGAACCAGUUUCCGUCAAGAGUGGCCUGGACAUUGUGGAAGUUGAACCUCAGGGUGUUAACAAAAGGCCUAAUAGUCGACCGCCUUCUGGAGACAAUGCAGCAAAAGGAAAUACUUCUAUAUUUUGUUCUUUUUAUUGGAAAUGAUCGAUUAGGUGAGCACAUAUUUGAAGUGAUAAUGAGUGCAGCAUCCAACGCAUCCCUCACUCCAGUUGCUGAAGUUUUUGCUUGUCCAGUUGGCCAGAAACCAAGUAAAGUAGAGGAUACUGCUAAGAUUUUGAGAAUGAUGCAGUGUCUUGCCGCAGCUUCAGAGCAAUCAACUAAUAGCGAGCCCCACAUCUAUAUCGAAUUGGGUUGUGCAGGUAGAUUACUGUAGACAUCGUUUAGGUUUCUCUCAAUGAGGAUUGAGGCUUUAGAAAGUCUUGAGUUUCAGUUGCAAUUGCCACAAUUAUAGUCAUAUUUGAGAAGUCUGUGAAGCUGAGAAGAACAAGCAACAACUUCUAUUCUGAAAUUAGAAGUUGAUUCUGACUGGAAGAAGGCAAAUACAAGCUUGGAAGUUGCAUCAAUGGAACUGAAAGUGCAGGUCUCUUGAAGAAAUCUGUCGGCCAGAUAUGCUUUCAUAAUCAGUCUUUGGGAAAUGUAGAAGAAGACGGCCUCCUGGAUUGUAGAAGAUGCACUCUUCAAUUACUUCAUAUUCACUUGAAAAUAUAUUUGGUUAAUAUUUCGUUUGUAUCUCAUUUUUUUAACAAUUCAGAUUGUACAACAUUUCUCCUAUUGAUGUUUGUUUAAAUUUAGCCAUGAUUUACCAUUAGAAUCACUGAUACCUUUCAAUCGCUAAUAGUUAAAUAUACACUAACU